Molecule: messenger RNA, 1381 nt
Organism: Daucus carota subsp. sativus
Lineage: Eukaryota; Viridiplantae; Streptophyta; Magnoliopsida; Apiales; Apiaceae
Product: acetylajmalan esterase
Exons: 5
Coding region: 13-1161 (382 amino acids)
Molecular function (GO): hydrolase activity, acting on ester bonds
Source: RefSeq, a predicted model, not a curated record
GUCUGUGAGAGAAUGUCCUCCUCCACCCGAGUCUUGUUUCAGCUGCAGCUCAUACUCUGCUUCUUGUUGUACCUCCAUGCUCGGCCUGCAAUCUGUUUUGCUAUAUUAACAAAUUGUAAGAUUGAUAAGAUAUAUCAGCUUGGAGACUCUCUUUCAGACACUGGAAAUCGUAUCGUGGAGGAUCCCCUGGAUGCAUGCGGCAGCCUUCCUUAUGGUCAGAAUUUCCCUCGGGGACCAACUGGCCGUUGCUCCGAUGGAAUGCUCAUGAUUGACCACUUUGCUCUAGCAGCUGGUAUACCAUUUCUCAAUCCCUAUUUAAAAGGCAAUGCAAACUUUACCCAUGGCGUAAACUUUGCGGUUGGUGGUUCCACAGCUUUGUCAGAAUAUGCUCUGGCAGAGAAAGACAUUAUGCUAUUGGGUACCAGUAGUACCCUUGGCAUUCAACUUGACUGGAUGUCCACCUUUUUUGCUUCACAAUGCAACACACACAUAAAUAGACUGUGUCCUGGAAAUUUUAAACAUGCUCUAUUUAUGGUCGGAGAAACAGGAGGUAAUGAUUAUAAUUUUGCAUUAGCACAAGGCAAAUCUAUUGAAGAAGCAAAAACACUGGUUCCUGAAGUUGUUGAAAUCAUUAGAGAUGCGGUUAGAAGAGUCAUUGAUCUUGGGGCUUCCCGUAUAAUUGUUCCAGGAAAUUUUCCAAUUGGUUGUUUUCCAAUGACCCUGAUAAUGUUUAAAAGUGAUAGCAAAUCAGCCUAUGACGAACAUCGAUGUUUGAAAGAUUUCAAUGAUCUUGCAGCAUUUCACAACCAGUAUCUGCAGCAAGCAAUAAUCACAUUGCAAGAAGAGAAUCCUGGCACUACAAUUGUGUAUGGAGAUUAUUACAAUGCCUUUAAUUGGCUUCUGUAUAAUGCUCCAUAUCUAGGUAUAGAUGCAAAAUCUGCACUAGAACCGUGUUGCGGAAAUGGUGGCAUUGACAGUGAAAGUUCCCCGACAUCUGGAGGUUGUGGAAGCUUAAAUGCUCAAGUUUGUUUAUAUCCUGAUCGAUAUAUCAGUUGGGAUGGAAUUCACUUGACAAGAAAAGCUUACAGUGUUCUAUCCAAGUGGCUUCUAGCAGAUAUAACACCAAAGCUUAAGUGUGCUCUUCAAGUUGUAGAUCAUUAGGAUAAAACAUCUAGCAAAUUAUAUUCAAAUCAUAUGAUACAUCUUAUGCCAAAUCAAGGUUAAAGUACGGCGAUGGGCAUAGAGACUAGUCCUUCUGGUGAACCAGCGGCUUUAUCUUUGGCGCAAGGUGUCAUUUCUUACAUAAUAUUUCACUCUGUUCUGUCUUACUUAAACUCGGCACACUUUUUUCUGGUUGCCUACAAAAGACAGUAUAUUCUUC